Molecule: messenger RNA, 1797 nt
Organism: Nezara viridula (southern green stink bug)
Lineage: Eukaryota; Metazoa; Arthropoda; Insecta; Hemiptera; Pentatomidae
Source: the annotation of a GenBank genome assembly
UAUUAUAAAUUAAAUCUGGAUUGUACAAUUUAUUCUAAUAAAUUAAAUAUUAGAAACAAAAAAAUUAUUUUUUAUUUUUGAAUUUUGCGUGAUUAAGUGUUCAUAGGUAGUCCUCGUGGUACUUCUGUUUUGAGGGCGCGAUGUACAAAAGGGUAGAUAGUGACAGUUUUUAAAAAAGUUAGAAAUUUUUCGUUGUAUGUUUGGAAAACUAUUUGGAGAAUAUUUAUUGUAAAAUACAUUUAGUUUCAACACCCGUGUGAGUAAAAAAUGGUGACAAUUGAAGGUCUUAAUAUUUCAUUUGAUAAACCAUUUGAUGAAUGCAAAAAUGAUAUAUCCAAUGCCUUGGAAAAAUUUAUAAAAUCAAGUACUGUGAGUGUCUUAUCUAUUGAGGCUGUUGGUGAUUUACUCUCUAAUUAUUUAAAAGAAAUUGAAUGUUCACUAGAAAAAGGAGAAGAAUAUGAUUUCACUGAGUGGGUUCUAAAGUGGCAUGAUGAUGUUGUUUCAAGAUUGAAAGAACUUUGUUAUCAUGGAAAUGAAGAACAGAUUCAGACUGCUUUCAAAACACUGGUUCAAUUGUUGCCUUCACAAAUUGUUUUGGGCAGUAAAGGAAUAACUUUCCCUAUCCAGCAAUUUGCAGAUAUAAUCAAAAUAGUGGUUUCCUUGGAAGAUAAUAUAUCAUUUUUCCUGUCUACUAUUAAGAAUAUAUUAAUUUUUGAAGACAUCGGUAAAAAUAUUUGGAAGGCACUUAACAUAGCAAUCUGUGAAUUAGGUGAUGCUCUUUCAGCCAAAGUAGUAAUGAAUGUAUUGCAAAUCAUUAAUUGUAUUGAAAAACAAAAAGUUAAGGAUAAUGUUGAUUUUGGUCCUUCCCCCUCUUAUUGUAAAAUCAAAGAAGGCGUUAUAAGUGAUAAAGAGAUCGAACUCAAUAUUAAAAAAUUCUGGAAUAAAAUUAUUGCUGUCCAUGACUUGAAUGCCAAACAGCAGCAAAUGUUACUGCUUGUACUUUAUGAACAACUAAUGCCAAGAAUGACAAAGGCAAUAUUUUUAACAGACUAUUUUAUGACAUCUCUUAAUAAAGGUGGACCAGUGGGACUUCUCGCUUUACAAGGAAUGUUUACUCUAAUCCAGAAGUACAAUAUGAACUAUCCUGAUGUUUACAAGAAAAUAUACUCGAUGCUUGAUGGAUAUGUGUUUGAUACCCAGUAUAAAUCAAGGUUUUAUUAUCUAACAGACAUGUUCUUAUCAUCUUCGCAUUUGCCUGAGGCUUUAGUAGCAGGUUAUAUUAAAAAGUUUGCAAGACUUUCUCUAAUAGCGCCUCCUGUUGAUAUAAUAAUAAUGAUGACAUUUAUUGUGAACUUACUGAUUCGACAUCCAGGGCUCAAAAUACUUAUGCAUAGAGUUACAGAAACAACAGGUUUAAAAGAAGAUCCUUAUAUUAUUGAAGAAGUUGAUCCUUCAAUGAGUCAUGCAAUCGAAAGCUCAUUAUGGGAAGUGAAAAUUUUACAGCACCAUGUUCUACCAUCAGUUUCUUCAUCAGCAAUGUUUAUUCAAAAUCCACUUCCAUCAGUAGAGCGUGAUCUCUCUGUACUCCUCGAUCUGAGGGAUGACGAGAUAUUUGGAAAAGAAUUCAAGAAAAGACAAAAAAAUCCACCAGUAUCAUUUGAAAAACCUAAUGGUCUUACCUUAAGCAUUCCACGAAAUGGAAUGAAUCUAUGGUGUUUCAAAAAUAAUAUUAAUACUUAAGAGUAAGCUAUUUUUAAAACUGUAAAUAUGAUGUAAAUAAAUAAAUUAUUUUAGUAA